This is a messenger RNA of Cotesia glomerata, 2341 nucleotides long. RefSeq names its product ubiquitin carboxyl-terminal hydrolase MINDY-3 homolog. NCBI's taxonomy places the organism in Eukaryota, Metazoa, Arthropoda, Insecta, Hymenoptera, Braconidae. The transcript has 5 exons. The record is from RefSeq and is a predicted model, not a curated record. Gene Ontology annotation, molecular function: K48-linked deubiquitinase activity; calcium ion binding; cysteine-type deubiquitinase activity. Gene Ontology annotation, biological process: protein K48-linked deubiquitination. The coding region runs from base 348 to 1688 and encodes 446 amino acids.
UAAAAUAUAUAUAUUAAAAUAUAGUCUAUUAAAAAAUAAAUAAACCAUAAGCAGAACAAAAACAAUCCAAGUAUAAGUAACAACAACAAACAAUUCCCAGCAAACACUGGUGAUAAACCACAAAGACCGAGUAACUAAAUCCUCUAAGCUGACAAUACCCACCUCUAACUUGGAACCUCGCAGUACGUAUACCAGUAAAUAAUGAUCUAUCUUAUUACUUCAUAAUAAACCGACCAGUGCACAUAAUAUCCAAUCAAUUGUUUCAAUAAUAAUAAAUUGACAAUUGAUAAAAAAACUAAACAAUAAAAUAAUUUACCAAAACUCACCAACAUCAACUAUAAAAUAUUAUGGCCGAUAAUUCGAGCGUGAAUGAAGCGAUUGUCCAGAUAAAGACCUUGCUGUGGGGUAACAGCGUCAAGGAGGAGGUGUUCAAUCGCUGGGCCCAAGGGUUCAUUUUUUCGGAAGACGAGCCGACGGCACUGGUGCAAUUAGAAGGCGGCCCGUGCGCAGUGCUCGCCCCGGUCCAGGCGUUCAUCAUCAAGGACCUGCUGCUCCAGGGUGCGCCGAACACAUGGAGGGACAUAACCAGCGAUAAGCAGGACGCGCUCCUGGUAAAAGCAGCCUUGGAGAUUAUUUCACAAGCAGCAGACGACCCGCCGUACUACUCGCUGGUCCACAUUGUGCAUGGCGAUGACGGAGACGAGGAUGACAACGACGGUGACGGGGACGGAGAUGGGGAUGGAGAUGGUGACAGAGAGCGAGAGGAGAUAGAACCUCACGAACGAGACUCGGAGUACUUUCACUCCAGGCUCAGGAUAGUUGAGACGCGGAACCUGGAUGAUGUCGAAAAGUGGCUCACCUCCAGGAUCUAUAUGUUCAAGGAGCAGUUCGGAGUUUUGCUGUUGCUCUACACUGUCGUCUGCACCAAGGGUCUCGAGGGGAUGACCAACGAAAUGUCGGAUCCCACUGAACCCGCUAUUGACUCUACUUACGGGUACGGCAGUCAGAGCUUGAUCAACCUCAUGCUCACUGGUCGAGCUGUUGGACAUGUUUGGGAUCAUGAUCAGAAUGUUGGAGGGCUAGAAUUACGUGGAAUAGACAAACAAAAUGCAGUAGGAUUCUUAGCAUUUCUGGAGCACUUGCGUUUCUGUGAAGUCGGGACAUUUCUAAAGUCCCCAUCGCACCCGGUGUGGGUCCUGGGCUCAGAAACACACUUAACAGUUUUGUUUUCAACGGAUCGGCGCUUAGUAUCACCAGAAACACCCGCGGAGCAUGCGAGACGUAUAUUCAAAAAAUUUGACCCCGAGGGAAACAAUUUCAUACCCUCGAACUUGUUGGGAGACGUGCUUGCCGAGCUGGGAUUAUGCAGUGACAAAGAGUACAUUGAUAUAAUAAGAAAAAAAUUAGAUAGCGAAUCACUGGGUAUAAUUUUAUUAGCAGCAUUUAUGGAUGAAUAUUACCCCGAAGAGAUACAAACAUGUCCAGACACUUUUCCAUUGUUGCAUUACAAUGGUUUAUUGCGUAGCAAUCCAGACAACCGUAUUAUUUAUCACACCGGAGAUGCUGUGUUACUCGAGUGUACAGUUAAGUGUAUUUUAGACAGUAAUCCAAUGUUGACGGUAUUACAAACCAAAUGGCCGAGCAUUGAAGUGCAGUGGAAUGGUAACAUAACUCCUAGUUUAAAUUAAUAAUUAUAUUAACUAUAACUGAUUAUUUUAAUGACCUUUAUUGUUGUAACAAAAAAAAAUUUUUUUUUAAGAAAAAAAAAUUCAAAUGCAAAUUAUCACACAUACAUUUGAUUAUUUGAUAUACUUUCAGUUUAGAAAAAAUUAAUAAUGUUUAUUUAAGAUAAACUAGUGUAAGUAGCGACUAUCACAAGUUUUAUUAUGAUGAAAUUAUAAUAAGUUCAAGUGAUUCAUUUUAUUGGAAUGUAGAAAUUUAAAGAGAUGAAAUAAUAAUUGCAUGUGUAACGACUUCACCAAAAGUUCCAUGUUCGCGGUUAGAACAAAAACUCGCUAACGGCACCCGAAUAUUAAUAGACGUCGAUAAUUUUUUUCCAAUGAUCAGAUCAAUGAAAAGUUUGAAGGAAAACGGAAAGUACAAGCGUCUUGACGGCAAAGAGGGAGAAAAAUUAACUAACUAUUUCUACAAAAGGUGUGGAGAGACUGAAAAACCGUUAACUAAAGCAGGUUUGGAAGAAUUGGUUAAUUUUUUGAUUAUGAAUCAAGAGGCUAAAAGAUCGUUACAUCAUUUUACUGUUCUCAACUGUCCAUUGUUGAAACAAAGUCAAAAACAUUAUAUACUAGAGACAUCGGGAAUUCAUCUUUGUUACUAUUUGUUU